Molecule: messenger RNA, 1168 nt
Organism: Gloeophyllum trabeum ATCC 11539
Lineage: Eukaryota; Fungi; Basidiomycota; Agaricomycetes; Gloeophyllales; Gloeophyllaceae
Product: NAD P-binding protein
Exons: 2
Coding region: 18-1070 (350 amino acids)
Cellular component (GO): cytoplasm
Source: RefSeq, a predicted model, not a curated record
GAUGAUCUUGGAUCCUGAUGUCUGUGCGAAUACUCUCCUCUGCGGAUGUCCGGAAGAUCACCUCGAGCUUUUCGACCCAAGACUUGCUAGCACAGUCUGCGACGAUAUUCUCACUGCUUUCUUCCAAGGAUGAAGGGCAUGCGAGUGAUGCAGAGAUCAUAUCCUCUCCUCACCGAACUUCCGUUCAGACAGUCAACCAUAACGUUUUGUUUAUGCCGUCAAGAGUGAGACACAUUGGCACGGCAAUCAAGGUCGUGUCUGUGCCAGUGACGGAUAAAGCCCGAAGCGGAGGCCUUCCUGCGUCUACCAUGGUCCUUGACGAAGAGACAGGUGCGGUCAAAGCCCUAGUCAACGCAAGGAGCUUGACAGCUAUCAGAACCGCUGGCGGGUCCCUCCUGUCGACCGUGUUCCUGCUCUCUGAUUCUCAGCCGACUACUCUGACGGCGUUCGGUGCUGGAGCACAGAUCUAUGCCCAUGUCUCCCUCCAUAUGCGGCAAUUCGGAUCUAUCCAGAGGGCUAAUAUAGUCAAUCGCACGUCCAAUGCACGCUUGGAGUCCCUCAUGGCGGCCCUCAAGUCCGAAUUCCCCCACGCUCAAGUCUCUGCUUUGACUGGGAACUCAGGUGCUGUCCAAGAGGCGGUUAAGUCCGCCCAUAUAAUCGUGACUGCCACAUCAUCUACGGUACCCCUAUUUGACGCGGACUGCGUGCAGCCUGGGGCACACAUCAUUCUGGUCGGCUCCUACAAGCCGAAUAUGCAUGAAGUAUCAACUUCCGUGAUCAGAAGAGCGGGAAGGAUCGUGGUCGAUUCCCGUUCGGCAUGCUUGCAAGAAGCUGGGGAACUCAUAGAAGCUCGCAUCCCGGGACAAGACCUCGUCGAGUUGGGAGAGUUGGUGGACGCUCCGGAAGGUAAAGCGAAGCAAGAGUUGGUCCAGGAAGUGAGGAAGACAGGAGAUGUCACUAUAUUCAAGUCGGUGGGCGUAGGCGUUCAGGACGUGAUGAUCACGAGUGCCGUCGUGAAGAGAGCGGAGGAGCUUAACAUAGGAACUGUCGUCCAUGGAUAUGACGAUUAGGAGGCGUACAGCAGCUAACUAUGGAGGACUCUGGCGAACCCAUACUCAAGUGCUGUCGUGAGGUCACGGCUAUGUAAGUGCACCAUGAGUGGCAACGG